Drosophila sulfurigaster albostrigata is the source of this 2256-nucleotide messenger RNA. It is a transcript of the gene nis, whose product is annotated as nucleosome-remodeling factor subunit BPTF. The transcript has a single exon. NCBI's taxonomy places the organism in Eukaryota, Metazoa, Arthropoda, Insecta, Diptera, Drosophilidae. The record is from RefSeq and is a predicted model, not a curated record. Bases 151 to 2070 code for a protein of 639 amino acids.
UUGGUACCAAACAGUAGUAGUCCUAAGCAAGAUCAUUAGUUUUGAAUAGUUUGAAUAGUCUUAAAAUUGCUUGCAUUUAAAAAUUAGUAUACAUUAGAAGUUAAUACAAAUACAAUAUUCAGUUUUCGCGCUUUGGCAUUUAACGAAACGAUGCUGGAGUUUACCUACAAGGAUCUCAUUGAUGUGGCAAUUGGCUCACCCGAGUCGGGACACGUUAACUUCUAUGCGCUGCACGUUCUGCUCUCCAACUUUGCCCAGAAACUCGAGUGUUUGCACGAUCCCGUCGAUCAGGAUGACUAUCUGCUGGCCAACAUGCGACUGCAGAGCAGUCUCAUUGGCAAAUCCUCCAAGUAUCGUCUGCAUGCUGGCGCCGAUGCCGAAGAGCCGCCAACUGAGGCGGCGCCACCUGAGCCAGAGGCAGCGGCUGCGCCAACUGCCGAACCAGCUCCAGCUGAGGCUGAGCCAGAGGCAGCUCCUCCUGCACCUUCCGCUAUUGAGGCAACAGCUGCUGACCAGCCAGCCGAGCCUGAAGCAGCUCCAGCAGCUGCCGCAGCCGAGCCGGAAGUAACACCCACAGCUGCAACACCCGCUGCCGAAGAAGCUGCCACACCUGCCCCAGAACCGAGUCCGGAACCGGAGGCACAGCCUGGAAUCUCACCACCGAAUAUUCCGUCUCGUGCCUCGUCGCGCACCUCAAAGUUGGACAAGACGCCGUCGCGUGCCGAAGGCUCGAUGAUUGGUUCGCUGGCCAAACUGGAGCGUCGCAUCUCCAGAGUGGAGCUGCAAAAGGAGCAGAAGGAAAUGGAGAUGCAGAAUUAUUUGUCCGUUGUGACAGGACAACUGAAACUCACCAUGGAACAGCUGAACAAUGUUACGCAUCUGGUGCUCGAUCGCAAGCCGGAUCCGGAUCGCAUGAAGCUCUUGCGACACAUUGCACGCCAGCUGCGUGUGCUGAUGCGUGUGGCUGACGACGAGGUCUCCAUCAGCUGGACCAGCGGCGAGGCUGUGGUCGAGGAACUCGAGGUGGUCGAAGAGGAGGAGGAGGAACAGUCAGCGCUGGCCGAGUCUAGCACGCCCACCGAGGUGGCCAAACCCGAGGAGGAAAUGGAACUGGAUCAGCAUCUUUGCUACUCCCCAGAGCGCAUGCUCAAGGAGCUGCUCGAACUCAAGUCGGAGUUUUGUGGGCUGACCAACAAGGUGAACGAGUUGUCCGCCGAGCUGCUAAAACAGGAUGCAAAGCGUCUCAUAGAAAUGAUGCAGGAAAUGCAGGCAGCGAUGCGGGAAGUGAAGCUCGGUUCGGCAGCCAACAACGAAGCCAAUCAGGGGAUGCUCACCAAGCUGAAUAAUGCCAUCACGCAAAUUGCCUCCCUCAAGAAUUCGGUAGCGCAUCUCGAUGAACUGAAGAUCGACAAGGCCGAUGUGGAGCUGCUGCUGGCAGAGAAAGUUGAUUUCCCACAACUGGCGACAAAAGUGUCGCUGGAACAGCUCGAGGAGUACAAGGAGCGUCUGGAGAAACAGUUCUGUGAGGUGCGAUACAUCAUCAAUGUGAAUGAGAAGAACGUGCUGCAGAUCAUCGAUGGACUGCGCAUGACACUGGGCAUCGAUUCCCUAGAGCUGAGUCUGAAGGACUUCCGUGAGCUGAUUGAGAAGCGAGUGGCGCUCAUUGCCGAGGCGCUGCACAAGUACAUGGAGAUGACGAACGACGAUUGCGCUGCGGCCGCUGGUCGCGUCAAGGUGAUGCAGGAUCUGGCCUGCAUCUCGUGCGACACGCCUUGUGUGAUGCGCACCAUGGAACGCUCCAAGCUGCCGGUGCCCGCCUCAGCGAAGGCCUCAACCAGCUUGGGUCCGCUGAUCACCUACGAACUAGGUCAAAUCCGCAAGUCCGGCAUCAUGGGCUAUUAUCGCAAGGAUGAGUUCCCACACUCGACGAAUGCCUGGACUCAAGGCAUGGGAACAGUGCCUGUGUCCAAGUGUGUGCCUCGCCAUGCUGGUGGCCUUCACACCAUUCACACAGCGGAAGAACAUAUGCAGAAGGUUGUGCUCUCCAAAAAGCAUGCUGGUUGGGUUUGACGAUUGUGAAGUGAGAUAAUUCCAAUUCUUUGAAAUUAUUCGACAAAAAAAAAUACUUUUAAAAUCCAUCAAGUGCAACGGAUGACUGCGAGGGAGCAAGCCAAAAGAUUCCCUACGACAGCAUCUCUAGUCUUGAACAAAAAAAAUGAAAUAAAACAUUUCGAUUGAUUAACACACCAACAACAA